This is a messenger RNA of Portunus trituberculatus (swimming crab), 1652 nucleotides long. RefSeq lists its product as uncharacterized. Bases 53 to 712 code for a protein of 219 amino acids. The transcript is spliced from 4 exons. Lineage: Eukaryota; Metazoa; Arthropoda; Malacostraca; Decapoda; Portunidae. The record is from RefSeq and is a predicted model, not a curated record.
CAACUCACUCUCCCUCUCCCUUCUCUGCGCGCCAUUGUGCCGGUAAGGAUGAAUGCCUCUGCGUGCCUUGUGCCUCUGCUCACCAAGGAGGAACACAUGCUGUGGGCUGAGAGGAUCAAGCCACAUCGACCACACUGUGUUUCGGUGUACAACAACCUGGUACAGCAUGGAAAGGGCCUGGUCUCUCACGACACCUUCUACGUGCUGCGGGACCGGCCAGGCUCAGUCACGAUACUGCACGAGAAUGAGGGUCCCGGCUGGUUUCCGUGUGUGCAGGUUGGGGAGGGCAGGCGUGCGUCACCUCUUGGAGAACGCAAAGUACGGUGGAAUACGCCUGGACCUCAUGUACCGGAUGGCAGAGGGCGUGCCUUAUAUAGGAGUGUACCAGGAUCCAACCAGUGCACACGAGGCAACGGUAGACCCAGAGAAUCUUCCUGUUGCUGGAGACGAGGAAAUACCAGUGUCUUGGAUUUGCUCAGCUCCCAUAGGAGACAUGGGCAAAAUGAAAACAGACAAGAGGUUCCGGAGACUUGGUUUUUUUACGCUACUGAGCAUGACAUUAGCGAGGAUGCAAUCUGCCCUCAUUGGUUUUAUUCCCCAUGCGUACAUUGACAUGGGCAAUUAUGCUUCUCAAGCGGGGAUUGCAAAGUUGCCAGGCUGGAGUAUGACGCAUGAAAGUAUCUGGAUAAAAAAAAAUCACGCAUCUUUAUAGUUGAAUUAUGAAUGUCUUAUUAUCAUUAUGGUGGUCCACGAGACUGUAACCUUUCCACUAGGAGCCAAUGGGGAUAAAAUGUGUAUGUAUGAAUGUGUGGUAUUUUCUGUGUUAUGUAUGAGGCACCGCUAAGUGGGAUCGCCGGCCUGUGUAUAUAGACAGAUUAUUAUUCAUUCAUAUAAAAGGACUGGCUAAGCCUUGAAUACACAAAUUGAUAACAUAUAUUGAUGAAAAAAUAGUAUGUGUUAAGAAUGAUAUUCCUGAAUGGGUGUAUGAUAACAUGUUACAAAAAGAUGUAGGUAAGGUAAUAGACAUUUCAAUAACACAUUCAAUAUACGUAAUAUUAAAGUACACAGAAUGGCUGUUGUUUGAUUAUAAUCCAAAUUCAAGACUAGGUACUGGAGAUCAGCAAUUAUUUCACUGAUAGGUAUAUCACUGGAGAAUCUUUUAUGUAUGACUUUGUUGUAUGCAAGUGUAAUGAUACUGAUUAUAUUCUGAACACUUCCGCGUGUCGCUUCCAUUAUAUUCAUAAGCUUCUUGAAAUUACAUAGGUUUUUCAAGAUGUUUUUUUUAUUAUGAUUCUAGUAACAGAUUAACAAAAUUUCUACACCUUUGACACGGUAAAUACUUGAGAACCCAGCUACUUAUUUUCAUGACCUGUGAAAAUAGUCAUGACGAGGGGCAAAAGCGUUUCAGAGUAGGAACCACAGCAACUCAGCAGCCCAGCAAGGCGAGGGAAGUGGCGGGGCAGACUCACUGUAUGUCAGCGGCCACACUCUGCAGCAGGAACCUCAGCUCAGCAUUUUCGCGCCUCAGACGCUCCACCCUCUGCGACUCCUCCAGGCGACCUGCUCAUAGGAGACACACACACACACACACACACACACACACACACACACACACACACACACACACACACACACACACACACACACACACA